AUGCGUUUCUCCGCCGCGUUCCUCUCGACCCUCGCGCUCUCCAGCACCGCGCUGGCUGGUCCCGCCGCCCAGGUAUCAUCAUCCCUGGGAUCGACUCCAUCGGCAAAGGCCCAUACUAACCCAUUGUUUGCCGCCCAGCCCGAUGCCAACGGUGAUUCUCUAUCGGAGAACACGUCUCUCGUCCAAGCCCAAGAGACCUCGACUCCGUCAUCCGGGACUCAAUCUGCAGUUCAUACCGCAGCUGGAACCGGAUCUUCCAGCAGCAAAGACGACAAUGAGUCUGUGAACGCGUCGUCGGACAGUCAGCCCGCGCAGUCCACCAAGUCCACAGGGUCCAGCAAGGAACCCUUCUUGCAGCUUGAUCGCACUGCUCCCACCGGGGCUUCGUCUAGCGCAAAAGGCAGCAGCUCUGCCAAAGAAACGCCCUCUGCGACCAGGUCAGCCGAGUCGACUGGCUCGAGUGGUUCGGGCGGCUCUGGCGGCUCGGACAACCUCCUCUCUCCGGAUGGUACUUUCCUGGACUCGUUCUCAGAUUUUGUCAAGUUCCUCGAUGGUGUGAAGGGUCUUCUCUCGCCAAGUCUGCUGUCGGAUAUCGAAUCUUUCUUCCACCACAUUGCCUAUCUUCUCGAUGACAAGACCACGCAGCAGACCAAGGACUUGUUGGAUAUGGCUUCCGGACUCCUCACCAAGAGCCUCAUCCACAAGCUCACCGGUCUGCUCGACAACGCCAGUGACCUGUUGACGGCCGAGUUCGUGAAGGAAACUAAGGAUCUGAUCAACUCGGUUGCUCCUAUGAUAACGCCAGAGCUGUUCAAGGAGAUCAACAGCCUGCUGAAGAACGCCAAUGACCUUCUGACCCCCAACGCGGUCAAGGAGAUCAACGGUCUUCUGGGCAAUGCCAACCAUCUCCUGACUCCUGAGUUUGUGAAGGAGACCAAGGGUCUGAUCCAGGCCGCGGGCCCUCUGCUCAAGCCCGAGCUGUUCAAGGAGAUCAACAGCCUGCUCACCAACGCCAACAACCUCCUGACCCCGGAGUCGGUCAAGCUGAUCAGCGGGUUACUGACCAAUGCCGGCCACCUGCUGACUCCCGACGCGGUCAAGGAGAUCAAUGGUCUUUUGGGCAAUGCCAACGACCUGCUGACUCCCGACUUCGUCAAGGAGACCAAGUCUCUGAUUGGCGGCGUUGCCCCGGUACUCACACCAAAGUUGCUGAAGGAGGUUGGCUCGCUACUGGGCAACGCCAACGACCUGCUGACGCCGGGCUUCGUGAACGAAACCCAGGACCUGAUCGGCGGCGUGUCCAAGUCGCUGACGCCCGACAUCCUGGGCAACGUGGGCACCCUGCUCAAGAACGCCAACGACCUGCUGACCGCAGACUUCGUCAAGAAGACCGACGGGCUGAUCGACAACGCCAACGACCUCCUGACCCCCGACGCCGUCAAAGAGAUCAACGGGCUGUUGGGCAACGCCAACGAGCUCCUCACGCCAAAAUUCGUCGACGAAACCAAGGGCCUGAUCGACGGCGUCUCGCCGGCCAUCACCCCGGAACUGCUCAGCCACGUCGGCGAUCUCCUCAAGAACGCCAACAAGCUCUUGACCGAGAAGUUCGUCUCCGAGACCGCCAACCUCAUCGACGCCGUUGCCCCGGCCGUCACGCCCAAGCUUUUGAACAACGUCUCCUACCUGCUGGGCAAUGCGACGGGCCUGCUCAACCCCAAGUUCGUCAACAACACCCGCAACCUCAUCAGCGAUGUCUCGCCUGUCAUCACGCCACACCUUCUGUCCGAAGUGGGCGGGCUUCUCGACAACGCCGGCGAUCUUCUCACGCCGAAGUUCGUGAACGAGACCCAGACCUUGAUCGAGGACGCUUCUGAUUUGCUUCCUCUGGUCAUGAAGCUGCUGGGCUCGAUGUGA
Messenger RNA from Penicillium alfredii, 1914 nucleotides. RefSeq lists its product as uncharacterized. Lineage: Eukaryota; Fungi; Ascomycota; Eurotiomycetes; Eurotiales; Aspergillaceae. The coding region runs from base 1 to 1914 and encodes 637 amino acids. The transcript is spliced from 2 exons. The record is from RefSeq and is a predicted model, not a curated record.